Molecule: messenger RNA, 1772 nt
Organism: Tricharina praecox
Lineage: Eukaryota; Fungi; Ascomycota; Pezizomycetes; Pezizales; Pyronemataceae
Exons: 5
Coding region: 317-1705 (462 amino acids)
Source: RefSeq, a predicted model, not a curated record
AGCGCAUCACAAAGAGGCCUCGAGCAGCCGCACUCGAUAGAAUCUCAUCCUCUUUCCUACACACUUUCUCGUCCUUAUCAACGUCCCAUUCCACAUCCGCGUCUCUGGGUUCCAACGCACCAUAGUGCCAUACCAUCGAAGCGUAACCUGCCUUUGAAAUUCGUAUUCCACGCACCUUCGUUCACCCAGUUCUGCUACGCACGAUCUGGUGCCUGGACCUUAUUCCAACUUUUUCGCCUGAUGUAGUUAGGGACGAGCACGUCCAACCGGAGCAUCAAACACGCAACUCCUGGACGAAUACCGCCGUGAGCCCAACAUGGCCAGUAUCAGAAAUUACGCCAACGUACAGAUCCGCGAGGACGCCGGGUACGACGAGUUCAUGGGGGGGACAAUACUUGGUGGACAGAUCUUCUUUGGUAGUGGAUUUGGAUCCAUAAAACAGGACGACGAUCCUGACCCGCCGACUUCCCAACCUUCUUUCCCGAAAGUUCCAAUUGAACCUGGAUAUUGCGUGAACUAUGGUUCUGGUCCCGAUAUGCAGGGGGGGCCUAUACAAGACAUCGUGGUUGUGGAGAUGGUCCCGAUCACAGCUUCCGCUCCCCACUCUUCGCGGUCGGAAAUACCCCAAACCAAAGGCGAAACACCAGAGCCACCAAGAAGUGCUUUGGAAGUGUUGCAAAUAUGGUUCGAGAACAUUUUUAGGACUGAAUUCGCCUGGUGGCCUCUCCCCUCCCCCCGACGGGCGUGGGGUUGCUCCGCGGGAUUCAUCAAAACAGAGUGGAAAUGUCGUUGCGGGAAAGAUUUUUUCCAAACAGUGUCCGCUUCUAAUGGGAACCAAAGUGCUACCCAAAGCCAAAGCCCGAACAUGGCCCAGGAGCCCGUUAUACAAUCCCAAACAUCGCCGAGAAUCGGAGCCGCCACCACCGAGACGCCUCAACCUUCAACCUGUGGUUGUUACCCGCUACCAAUCGGUGGACAACAACCGCCCCCUCAAGUGGGUAGAACACCCACUGACCCUGCUAGAACCGGAUAUGACUAUGUUAUUCUAUGCGUGGAGACUGUUCACCGAGGUAGAAAGCUCGGACAUGUAGAACUGCCGCAAGAAACGCCAGGAGGCUCGUUGCAGCGAACGGACGGGCAAUUCUUCCGACGCUUGAGGAUCGAGUACUGCAGGCUUCGUCCAUGGGUUUCGAUCAUCCUCACAUUUAAAGCUCUUCUCUACUUCAAAUUUGUGAAGAUCGAUCAUUUCCCGAAUGGCAAGAGUAGGCUCUAUUGUUCUAAUGAGCAAACACUCCCCAACAAGUCUUGCAGAAAGUACCAAUAUGCCGCUGAAAGGCCUCCACCACCGAUUGAAGCGGACCGCAUGAAACACCUCUUCAAUGAUCCCGACUGUGUGGGCAAUACCAACGAGCAUCUGAUGCUUAUCCUCAAGCGUAUUGAUGGCCCCAUACCGAGUUGCGAGCCUGCGGUGUGGGGGUUGGAGGCAGUUCAUGGUCCGUCCAUGGCAAUGAUAGUUAUUGUUGGUUGGUUGUGGGUUGUUUUCGUCUGUGGAGGGUUCAUUGCGGUGUGGUUGGCGAAAAAUCCAAGGGAUUAUGGGACUGCAGUAGGUGGUGCUUCUGGGCUGGCGGCACUCCUUGGAGUGGGGCUUGUGUUGAUUCAGAUAUACCGCUCUUGCCUCACCAAUGACGAGUUAGUGCGGGCGUAAGGUGUAUUUGAGAAGUCUGUAGAUUUGUGUACAUAAAGUACUAGGUCAGAAGUUAUCGCCAGGGGGC